GGUAUUCCAAUUACGAAGAGACAAUUUCGUACGUCGCACAAGCACACAGAAGUGAAAAUGCACCCGAACGACGAUAUUCCUCGCAAAAUCGGCAAUUAUAGGCCCAAAAGAAGCAAGGCGAGGAUGCGUAAGCGGGAGAUGUAUUUGACCAAGGUGCGAAAAGAGCUUUGGCCAGAGGGCCAAAUCCCCAACGUUCCAGUCGAGUCUGUCGCUGAACUGGCCACGGAGCUGUUCACCAGCACUUGUGGCGCCAGACGCCUCGCUGGCCUGCACCUGCCAGAGGCCGUCCGGGAAUCGUGCCGCGGGAACAUCUCGCCGUGCUCCCUGGUCCUGGCCCUGCUCUACUUGGAGCGUCUCAAGACUGCCAACGACCAGCAGACCAGGGAGUACCUGGCAGAGGUCACCCCUUCGGAGCUGUUCAUCGUCUCAAUGAUGGUUGCCAACAAGUUUAUUCAGGACGAAGGGGAAACUAGCGAGGUGGAAAACUGGUACUGGUCUGAUUUGUCCGGAUUUGACUGCAAACAACUGAAUCAACUGGAACGGGAAUUCCUCAAUGCAAUUAGAUGGGAGGUAUUUGUGAAGGACCAGGACUUCUGGUCUGCCUUGAUGCGGCUGCACCGAACUGUAUCUCUGCGUCAAGGAUUGCGUCGAGGCUGGUUUACUUACGAAGAGACUGCCGCCCUUUUGGAUAUUGUGCCACUUACCCAAUUGUUGCAACAAGCCCUUCAGAUUGUGGUUGCCUGUCUUGCGAGUUACGCGGCCGCAACCAUGGCCUGCAUGGUCCUGGUUCCUCUUCUGGCCUCCGUCCCCACCUACCAACUGCUUUUGCCCCUCCACCUGGCCGUCGACCAGAAGAUAGACCCUGUCGGCAUCAUGGCCCCGAGCGGUGUGGACCGGCUUGCACAGGAGGCGCGACUCUUGGCCUGGAGUUUGCAGCAACUCAGUCUCUGCGUCAACAUCUCCACUUUCGGACAACGGCCGUUCGGCCAGCCCUUGGUCACGCUCAACCAAACGGGACAAUUGGCCGCCUGGGUCACCUCUUAGCCGCACAACAACCCACUUAGUUGAUGCCAAACACGUUUCCGGACUGCUUAACCCGAUUAGGUCGACAUUAUUUUUGAAUAGAUGGGACAGGAUGUAAUAAAUAUUGGAUAUAUAUUUAUGGA
Neocloeon triangulifer is the source of this 1166-nucleotide messenger RNA. Its product is annotated as protein CNPPD1. The coding region runs from base 58 to 1044 and encodes 328 amino acids. NCBI's taxonomy places the organism in Eukaryota, Metazoa, Arthropoda, Insecta, Ephemeroptera, Baetidae. The record is from RefSeq and is a predicted model, not a curated record. Gene Ontology annotation, molecular function: protein kinase binding; cyclin-dependent protein serine/threonine kinase regulator activity. Gene Ontology annotation, cellular component: cyclin-dependent protein kinase holoenzyme complex; nucleus. Gene Ontology annotation, biological process: regulation of cyclin-dependent protein serine/threonine kinase activity. The transcript is spliced from 6 exons.